CGAGGGGAUUUGUGUAAUAUUCUUUAUUCGACGGUGUUUAGGUGAAAAUAUACGAUAGUUGAAAGGAUUUAGGUUUGAGGAAGGAACGCUGUCGUUUUCCUUUGGAGCAAGCACAGUGACAGAAUCGUUCGUCUCUCUAGUCAGUCUCUACUAUCAGAGUUUAGAACCCUAGAAAGUGAAAACCCUUCUCUCCCUGAGCAGAAAUGUCUGGGUUUUGAUCGAUCAAUUCUCGAUGCAGAGAGAGUCUCUGUAGAUCUCAUCACUCUCGAACGAGUUUCCUGUCUCCAAAUGGUAUCCAUGACCUCCAAAAUCCUAAUGAGGCACGCCGUCGCCGGCCGAAUUCCUCUAUGGCGCAGCCUCUGCACGGCCACUUCCGAGAGUCGGACGCAAAAGCUGGAGAGAAUAGCGGAUGAGCUUCUCGACCUCACCAAGUUGGAGAGGUACGAUUACUCGAUCCUCUUCCGGCACAAGAUGGGCCUCAACAAGUACGGACCCGCCAUGUCGGGCCUUGACUCGGCUUCAGCCGGCGGUUCUGCAGCGGGCCCUGGGGCGGACGAAGCCAAAGCCGCCGAGAAGACGGCGUUCGAUAUCAAGCUCGAGAAGUUUGACGCGGCGGCCAAGAUCAAGAUCAUCAAGGAAGUUAGGACUUUUACUGAAUUGGGACUGAAGGAGGCCAAAGACUUGGUCGAGAAGGCUCCGGUGGUGGUCAAAAAGGGCGUUUCCAAGGGGGAGGCCGAUUCGAUCGUCGAGAAGCUCAAGGAGUUGGGCGCUACUGUGGUAUUAGAGUAAUUACUCUUUUUUAACUCACCAAAGGGCAUUGCAUUUUUGAUUGAAUUUUGCCUUUUAUAUUCUGAAUGUAGAACAGCUUCCUUCUUAUAUGAGAGUGACGAUAACAAUAAUUUUAUUUUCCCUAGAAAUUCCAAAUGAAGCUUUCAUUGCUUCCAUGUGAA
Diospyros lotus (date-plum) is the source of this 950-nucleotide messenger RNA. RefSeq lists its product as uncharacterized. Gene Ontology annotation, biological process: translation. Bases 289 to 789 code for a protein of 166 amino acids. The transcript has a single exon. Gene Ontology annotation, molecular function: structural constituent of ribosome. NCBI's taxonomy places the organism in Eukaryota, Viridiplantae, Streptophyta, Magnoliopsida, Ericales, Ebenaceae. The record is from RefSeq and is a predicted model, not a curated record. Gene Ontology annotation, cellular component: ribosome.